UUGUUUUUGUUUUUGUUUUUGUUUUGUUUUUUGUUUUUGAAUUAAAACAUUCCCUCUGGGAAACAUUGGAAGGAGGAACUGUUGAAAAGUCUUCAGAAGUUCAUGUCACAGAAAUCUGUCCUUGUCCGUAUUGAGCGGGCUAAUGCCAACGAGAGGAUAUGAGCUUUUAGUCUGGUCAGGUAAAACUGUCCGAAACGGGGGCCGGCUUCAAAUAUUGUGCAUGUGGGCGUGGUAAGUACCGCGGUGCCCCUUCACCGGGCCUUCCCAUAAUGCCCUACGGUGUGAAUAACCAAAACCAAUAUGGCGGCAGAUGUUAUGUUCACGAGUCGAUCAUAAUAAAGAAGAAAACAAUCUCAAACAACUCAUCUGUUGGCACACACGUGAAAAUGGAGAACGACGAUAUCAAGGAAGGUUUUAUUUGUCCAAUGUGCAUGAAGGAUUUGGGAAAUGCUUCAGUUUUGCAAAAGCAUUUUGAGGAGGUUCAUUCGGACGACAAAGACACUCUACGUCAAAUACGUGGGAUGUUUGGGAAGGCUAAGAGAAAGAUUAUGGAUAAAAUCGAGAGUUCUGAGACAGAUGGUGCAAUCGGUGAGACUGUAGACGGUGCUCUUGAAGGACCUGUAAACAGAGGAGUGGAUCCUUUUCUUUGGGACAGUCAAGAUUUUGGGGUGUCAAGGAGCAGAUUUAGAGAAUUCAGGGAUAGGAGAGAUGCAGAAAUUGAUAGAUUUGUUGUUGAAACCAAUAAGAUCCUGAUAAGACUGGAAAAGGUACAUGAAUGUUACUGUGCAUGUGUAGUGCCAUAUCACUGGAGUUUAUAUUUAAAGGGUUUUCACUACAAUGAUUCAAAAUGUUUUGCAGCUCUAGAGAGAAGUCUGGUUCCAUGGAUAGCAGAUAGUGAAGUGAAGUUUUGUCCAAUUUGUAAAAAGCAGUUUAAUGUCGCUCGGCGUAGGCACCAUUGCAGACUGUGUGGAGGAAUAAUGUGUGCAAAGUGCUCUGCAUUUGUGUCAGUUUCUUUUUCAAUAACUCUGCUAAACCUGGACAAGGCUGGCUCACACAGUCUUCCUAAGCACUCAAAAGGUCGUUCAAAAGAUGAUUCUGAUGAGGCUGGGAUUCGUGCAUGUCAGGCCUGCAUGGAUUGUUUAGAAAGAUAUGAUAGACAAGAAAAAGAAAAGAAAACCAAGCCUGCAGUUGUUCAGCUGUAUGAGAAAAUGAAGAGCUGUAUGGCGGAGGCAGAAUCUUUACAACCUGUUUACACCAAAAUGGCUGAUUCAAUUAAUUUAGGUGAUAUCCAGUAUGAUUUAGAAGAAGCUGCCAGUGUCCGUGCUAAAUUAGUGAAGAUGUAUGAAUCAGUUGACAUUAUAAGUAAAAAGAUAGCAGCAUUAGGCACUCAGGCUGAUAAACAACCAAGUCCUCACACAUUAAAACUACAGAAAGGCAUCAGGGCUUAUGCUACGGGAUACCUGCAGGAGAACAUGUUCACUCUUCCAAAUUUACCACCAGUUGACAAAAUUAACAAACUUCAAGAAGAAAGAGCAAAAUCGCUGGCUAGGAAAGCAGCUGAGGAGAAGGCACAAAGAGAAAGAGCCAUGCAAGAUAGACUACAAGCUGCAAAACAACAGCAACAACAGCAACAACAACAACAAAGACACGGAAGUAGAGAUUUGAACAGAAAUGAGCCUUCAGGCAAAGCAAAGACUUCUCAGCAGAUUCCAGAGUCUGUUGUAGGAAAUGGUUGGGGCCCAGUCCCUAUUUCACAAGGCUCUUCCCCAGACCCCAUGCUACAGCAAAUAGACAUUAUUAAAAGUUAUAUAACACAAGCCAAACAGCAGAGAAAGUUUGAUGAAGUUGAGAUGCUUGAAAGAAACUUAAUGGAACUUGAAGAAGAAUACAUGAGGCAGCAUCAGGGAAGAUAGCAAAAUAGCUGAACUGUUAAUAGUUUCUUUUUUUUCCAUACAAUCAUUAUUUUUAUAAGUGAUGGACCAAAGUGUUUUAUACUACCACAGGUAAAUAGUAUUUUUUAACUGAACUUGAUAAUAUCCCAAAAGGACAUUCAAUUUUUUUUAUCCCUAAUAACAACUUCAUUGCAUAUUCUAAAAAGUUCAUAAUAUAAUAAUUAUUAAUAUUCUUUUUUACUUUCACUGAAAAUAAUCGUUUGGUUUCUCCAUUGAAUGAUUGAAAAAAGAAAAAGAAAAACACACACACAGUGUUGGCUAAUUUUUGCAGUUACAUUUGGAGCCUAAUGAAUUUGAGAAAAUACAAAUUUUUGACAUGCUUGUAUCUGGAAA
Molecule: messenger RNA, 2285 nt
Organism: Orbicella faveolata
Lineage: Eukaryota; Metazoa; Cnidaria; Anthozoa; Scleractinia; Merulinidae
Product: rabenosyn-5-like
Molecular function (GO): metal ion binding
Source: RefSeq, a predicted model, not a curated record